Carassius gibelio (silver crucian carp) is the source of this 1641-nucleotide messenger RNA. It is a transcript of the gene hmg20b, whose product is annotated as high mobility group 20B. The transcript is spliced from 9 exons. Gene Ontology annotation, cellular component: nucleus. Lineage: Eukaryota; Metazoa; Chordata; Actinopteri; Cypriniformes; Cyprinidae. Bases 65 to 970 code for a protein of 301 amino acids. Gene Ontology annotation, biological process: regulation of gene expression. The record is from RefSeq and is a predicted model, not a curated record.
AAUCAAACCAACGUUUGUAGCUGGGCUAGCGUUCGAGUUAAGAAAACAGGGAGUAAUUUAGGUAAUGGGUGGUGUAAAGCAAGAGCAAACCGAUGCUCCUGCAUCCAAAGAGUCUGAACACAUAGACACCGCACAAGAGGAGAACCAAUCGACUUCACAGCCGGUAAAGAAGCGAGGCUGGCCAAAAGGAAAGAAGAGAAAGAAGGUGUUACCAAAUGGCCCCAAGGCUCCGGUUACUGGCUACGUGCGUUUCUUGAAUGAGAGACGGGAACACAUCCGAGCACUUCACCCGGAUCUUCCGUUCCCAGAAAUCACCAAGAGACUCGGAGCAGAAUGGAGCUGCCUGGCCCUUCAUGAUAAACAGCGGUACCUAGACGAAGCUGAAAGGGACAAAAUGCAGUAUGCACGAGAACUCAGGGAGUAUCAAAAAAGUGAAGCUUAUCAGAUCACAUGUGCAAAAGUUCAGGAUAAGAGAAUUAAGAGAGAGGAGUUGACUUCUGUCAUUAUCAACGCCAACAGUUCAGGAUCUGCAGGUUUUAAGAACUCCGACUUAACGGCCAGAUUUGACGUCCCAAUUUUCACAGAAGAAUUUUUAGACCAAAACAAAGCGCGAGAAGCUGAGCUGCGGCGACUGCGCAAGGCUAAUGUGGAGUUUGAAGAGCAGAACGCGGUUCUCCAGAAGCACAUUGCCGACAUGUUCAGCGCUAAAGAGCGACUGGAGGCUGAGCUGGGCCAGGAUGAGGUUCGCACUCAAGCUCUACAGCGCCACCUACAGGCGAUCAAACAGACACUGGUCAACAGCCUGGCCUCUGUGCCUUUGCCAGGCACAGGCGAGACGCCAUCAGUUGGAACGCUGGACUCGUACCUGAGUCGCUUGAGUGGUGCUUUAGAGAGCAGGCCUCAUGAGCAUCGCGCCUUAGUCCUCAAGCUACAAGAGCUCUUAGCUCACCUAGACAGUGAGAAGCUUUGAAAGCAUGUCUUCAGCUGUGGUGGAGCUAAAUGUCCCAAGCAUUGGGAAGACCUGGGAUCACCGUGCUCUACCUAUGAUUUCUCUGCCUUCCAGGGUGUGAUGGGCCAUACAGUUUAAUUGGAUAUAUUUACUCGCCAAUAAGCUAAUUUGUAACACUGGUGCCAGCGGAUUCUAAACUCAGAGACAUGUAAUAUAAUGCGUCAUAAUAUUGCUGUUUUGACAACUACAGCAGCUCAUUUAAAGACAGAGUCCAUUUAGAAUCAAGGAAAGCAUGGUUUAAAGGCAUACUAUGAUUUUUACAAAGUAAUAUUGUCUUUACUGAGUUGUAAUGAAAUGUUAAGUGCAGUGUUUUACAUUGGGUCACCUAAACCGUGCGCAGUGCUAUGGAUUGCAAGAACCUGAGAACUGCACAAAAUGAAAUUGGUUUACUCUAAACAAUGAGUAACAUUCCUAAUCAUUAUGUUUAGUGAAUUAAAAUGACUAAAAAUGUUUGUUUUUGGUUGCAUUCCCUUUUGAACGAACCAUAAGUCUGCAUGAAUUCUAGCAUUAAAAUAUUUCAGGUGUCAAGAGUUUACACUGCUUUGGUGAUGUACUUGAAUUGAUGAAUCUACUUUUAAAUUGUGUCAAUUAUUUCAAUAUGAAAAAAAGAUAAUAAAGUCUGGCAAGAAUUA